AUGGCUAUUGUUUCAAGUUCCGACUCCAAACAAAAUAUGCGUGAACGCAAGGAGAAAAUGAAGAGCCCUAACAAGAAAGAGAACCAAUCCCAGAACCCAGGGGAAAAUGCUUUGUUUCCAUCGCCUGCAAAGCGCAACAGGGGGCCCAGACUUCAGGUUGUUGGUGGCAGGAUUUAUGAUUCUGUUAAUGGGAAAACUUGCCAUCAGUGUCGUCAAAAAACUAUGGAUUUUGCGGCAACAUGCAACAAUCAGAGAAACGACAAGCCAUGUCCCAUUAUGUUUUGUCAUAAAUGCCUCUUGAAUAGGUAUGGAGAGAAGGCAGAAGAGGUAACUGCCUUGGGGGAUUGGAACUGCCCCAGAUGCAGAGGCAUUUGCAACUGCAGUAUUUGCAUGAAGAAAAGAGGUCAUCAACCAACCGGUAUACUUAUUAAUAGGGCAAAGGCAAUUGGCUAUUCCUCUGUUUCUGAGAUGCUGCUUAAGGGGGCAGAUAAUUUAAAUUCACAAAAGGAUGUUGAAAACACUGUUGGUUAUGCAAAAGAGAUAACUGCCUCAGAAAAGGAAGUUGGCGUUUCACCUAGAAAGCGGGGAAAGGAAAAUUCUUUUGAAGGGAAGUUAGAUUCAAAUUUGCAUUCUGGGAAGAUAACUAGUCAAAGCCCCGAUGCGAGAAAAUCAAAGAAAAUGAAGCAAAGAGGCGGAGAGAAUAGGGAUGAUGAUGACAGGACUGUUGGUAUUUUAUCAAAAAAAAGUAGCCAACAAGGCAGUGAGAAGCAACAGAAGAAAAUUAAGCGGGAUAAAUCAAACAAGAAAAGCAAUGACGACAAUCGUAAAGAAAAUUCAAUGGAGAAUGAACUACGUGGUGAUGAGAGGAAAACAAAAAAAUCAAAGAGCAAUGGGUUGGGGGAGAGUAACAGUGGCAACAAGGAGGAUGCCACCUUAGUAAAGAGGACAAGUCCUAGAAAGUUGAAAAUUUCUAAGAAAAUGUCCCAUCAAGAGGCAAUACUCAAUAUCGGAGUUGAUUUACAAGAAAUUAUCUCUGGUUCCAAAGAUCUUGUGGAGCCCUAUGGAAAUGCCAAGGGAAAAGGAGUGGACAACAAUACUUCUGAUGAUAUAAAUGUUGUAAAUCUCCAAAAUGCCGAUCUUCAUGCUUACAUUCCAUUGCCCCAGGGAACAGAAUUGACAACCGUGGGUGGCAUUGAUGUACAGCCUGAAGACAUUGGCAAUGCCUUGCAGUUUUUAGAAUUUUGUGCUACUUUUGGAAAGAUUCUUGAGGUGAAAGAAUGGCAGCCAGGACUUGUUCUUCAAGAUAUAUUACACGGAAGAACUGGACGCCGAGGAAAAUUUUCUUUAAGUGUUCAGUUUCAUAUCCAGUUGCUAUCUUUAAUACUAGAGGAAGAGGGAGAAGAAUGUACAACACUAAGUCCAACAGACGGUAAAAACUCGUGGUUCCACACUCUCAAGAAAUGCUUCUCUGAAUCUAAGAGUGUUCAAAAGACACAAGUGCUGGAUUCUUUAAAUAAGGCUGCUGAUUAUGAGACUUUAAAUGCUUCAGAGAAACUUGAGCUUUUGAAGCUUCUGUGUGAUGAACUUCUUGAAACUGCAAAGAUACGAAGUUGGAUAGACGAACAAAACUUGAUAUUUUCUGAAAAGAAGAAGGAAGCCAAAAUGAAAGUUCUUGCCGCUAAAGAUAAGGAGAAGAGUUUGAAACAGAAAAUGAGAGAUGAUAUUGCCAAAGCAAUUAUUGCAAAGCACGGUGCCCCCCUCUCAAUUUCAGAACAUGAGGCUAUUCUUUCUAAAAUAAAAUCUGAAGCAGCACAUGCUCAUGCCAAGGUGCUUGAGUCACAAGGCAUGUUCUCAAAGAAGCAUCAAGUGUCAGCUACUGUUAGAAUAGAACCUAUCUUCAUAGCGCCUAAUGGUCAUGCAUAUUGGAGAUUAAGUUCUAGCAAAUCUGAUAUACUACAUCAAGACAUUGGAAGAGUGGAGGAUCCUCUUACCUUAGAUGAGAAAUGGUUUGCUCUUGAUGAUGAAGAAAAGGAAGCAGUUGAAAAGCACAGUUUUCCAUUAAGGGCAAAGAGGCUAAGAGCUCAUAGGUCUCUGGAUGGACUUUGCUGCUGA
Molecule: messenger RNA, 2112 nt
Organism: Fraxinus pennsylvanica
Lineage: Eukaryota; Viridiplantae; Streptophyta; Magnoliopsida; Lamiales; Oleaceae
Source: the annotation of a GenBank genome assembly